GCGACAUUCUAUCGCGGAUGACGGUUUGUUGAUUUAACAUUUUCUUCCUCACGUGAUGGACAUCCCUUGGUACAUGGAUUUGACGAGCAUCAACUGACAGGUCAAAAUAGCACGUUAGAGAGUCACCUUGUAUAAUCCUUAAUCAUACACGUUUCUCGUGAAAUGAUAAACAUUCGUAUGCUUUUCGAGCAGUCGACGGUACUCGGUGUCUUGCGGGUGACAGACUGUCUGUAAACAGUACGUUUUUCAACACGCCUAAAAUUUAUAGCAAUCAAAAGAAUAAAAUUCGAUUAUUGCAGUUACGGGCUUUUCGAUUAUUGCAGAUCGUUGAAGAGUUUGAGUGCGCAAAAAUAUAGAAACGAAAAGCAAGAAUUACAACUUUAUGCGUCGAUUUGACAGUUAUAGUGUAGUGACGUUUGAUCGAAGAUUAAAUCGUGGUGUCAACUUUUAAAGGGCAAAUAAGGGUGCGCGUCAUCCCUCUAUAGAUACUUUUAAUUACAAUUCUAAUUAUAAUCUAAUUAAAAAUUAGUAACUUUUAUUAAAUUAUAAUUAUAAUAUUUCUGCAAUACUUUAAAAUCGGCAAUCGAGCGCGAUAUUUAUCGUAUUCUUAUUACAAACGGAAGCAUCUUUACGAGGAACGUUCGUUUCGAUCGGACAGCUGGAAACGAACGCAGACUUGUAUUUCUAUUAGCAUUUUAUUCAAUUUGCCACUUCGAGAAAUUGUCCUCGAAGGACCAAUAAGAAAGUUGUCACUGAGAAAUUCGAACAUUCGAAGAAUGGAAAUUAUUUUCGGCGCAUGCUAUCUCAGAAUCCAAUUAAACAAUUAAGGACGCGCAAAUAAUUGUCGUCGUCACUCGUGAUUUCCUUCCACCAGUCCAGAAAGAUUGUACGAGAAGGAAGUUUCGAGCUCACUCGUCGCAAGUGGGUGACCCAAAUUAAAAUUCAACGAUAGAAGGUUUAUUGACUCGAAUCGCGGGUUUAUCAAGACGCGAAUCGGUUCUCUUUGUUUGCGCGCGCGCGAUAUACUUAGAGGCGCGAUAUCAGGAACGUGCACACGCGAAAGGAAACAUCGUUACGCUGUCAUCACGAUGAAUCGAACGGACGUGUGAUAUUCAUCGAGUGGAUCCUUCGUGAUGGGGUCAUCGGGGGAGGACGAGAACGAGACACUCGAUUUCUGGCGAGAUUGGGAUCUGGACAAUCUAACUGAGAUCGAGUACCUGAAUAAAGUGCUGGGACCCAGGUACUUGCCUCCGAGAUUGGUGAUACCGCUCACGAUCGCCUAUCUUCUAAUCUUCAUCUCUGGCGUUUUCGGUAACGUCGCCACAUGCACGGUCAUCGUCCGAAAUGCGUCUAUGCAGACUGCCACCAAUUACUAUCUUUUCAGUCUGGCUAUAUCCGACCUCAUUCUACUUGUGUUGGGUCUUCCCAAUGAGUUGAGCGUAUUCUGGCAGCAAUAUCCUUGGGCUCUGGGCGCGGGGCUUUGCAAGAUACGGGCGUACGUGUCGGAGAUGUCAUCUUACGUGUCAGUUCUCACGAUCGUGGCGUUUUCUAUGGAGAGAUAUUUGGCCAUCUGUCAUCCCUUGCGCGUCUAUUCGAUGAGCGGUCUCAAAAGGCCGACACGCUUCAUUCUUGCGGCUUGGUCGAUCGCGAUCGUCUCGGCCAUACCCUUCGCCAUGUAUACCAAGGUCAAUUUCGUCGAAUAUCCGCCAGAAUCCGGAAACUACUCGGCUGAUUCGGCGAUUUGCGCGAUGCUUCUGCCCGAUAUGCCAAGACUUCCCCUUUACGAACUCAGUUGUAUCGUAUUCUUUUUGAUACCGAUGCUCAUAAUUCUUGUGGUGUAUACGAGAAUGGGACUGAAAAUCAAGAGCAGUACCAAAAAAACGCUUGGUCCAAUACAGGGCUUCGUUCACGGCGAUUCUCGACAAACUCAGUCCAGAAAAUCUAUCAUCAGGAUGUUAAGCGUGGUCGUUAUCAUGUUCUUUGUCUGCUGGGCUCCGUUUCACGCCCAACGUCUGCUUUACAUCUACGCACAGGAUACCGAUUAUUAUCCGGAUUUAAACGAAUGGCUGUAUAUUCUCAGUGGAUGUCUGUAUUAUUUCAGCACCACCGUCAAUCCUAUUCUCUAUAAUUUAAUGAGUAUCAGAUACCGCCAAGCGUUCAAGCAAACGAUAUGCUGCAGAACGAAGAGACCGAGAAACAAAAUCUUAACGGAUAAGGGAUCUCAUCUAUCCGGACGUGAUUCCAUGAAUAAAGUUCGCGAUCGAAGUAUUAUGUGUUCUAUUAGGCACAGCAUUGCUCAAGUCAAAGAGAUAUUCUGCUUUACACCGAGCAGUGAGGAUGAUAUCAAGAGUAGAAAUAGUGAAAAUAGCAACUUUCCUCAAAACGCUUACUUGUUACAAAAGAAAGAUUCAUCCUCAACGUUUCUCUCUGAACGAGGGCAUUUAUUUGUUGGCCAACAACUUAGCAACGAAAGCACAACGUCCACGAAAAGAUCGGAAGAUACAAUUUCCAUAGCUAAAACCAAUCUGUGAUCUAUCUUCAUUCGUUGCAUUAAAACAUAUGUAGCGCAUAACAUUGUAAAUAAUUUGUUUGAACUAUUGAUUAGCGUUAAAAGAAUUUUAUAACAUUCUACAACAUUGUAAAUAUAUAUAUAUAUAUAAUUAACUAUCGAUUAUAAUAUAACACAUCAAUGUUUUAUAUUAUUUAUUCUAGAACAAACUUUUACACAUUAUAUGUAUCUCUCUCUGAUAUUUAUUUAAUUUUCAUAUCACAAAACUUCUAUGUGUGGUGUAUAUAUAAAUAUUUAAAAUUUUAACACGAGGAUAAUAAUUUUUAUUUGUGAUGCGCGAUUGUUUCCAUAUAAAAAUAUUUACAUGUUUUAUAUCAACGCAAUAUUUAAUAAAAAGAUGAAUUUGUUUAUAAUGAUUUAAAUAAAUGUUUAAUAAAAUAUUAUUGUCAAGCUCUAA
Messenger RNA from Cataglyphis hispanica, 2966 nucleotides. RefSeq names its product neuropeptides capa receptor-like. Gene Ontology annotation, biological process: neuropeptide signaling pathway. The transcript is spliced from 6 exons. Bases 1134 to 2531 code for a protein of 465 amino acids. NCBI's taxonomy places the organism in Eukaryota, Metazoa, Arthropoda, Insecta, Hymenoptera, Formicidae. Gene Ontology annotation, cellular component: plasma membrane. The record is from RefSeq and is a predicted model, not a curated record. Gene Ontology annotation, molecular function: neuromedin U receptor activity.